AUAGACUGGAGAUAUGCUGCAUUGAUAAAUAAUCUAAAGACAGACAGAAGGAGGAUAUUUAUAUCUUAUUAGUUUUUUUUAAUUAUUAAAAUUCUAUUAAAAACUAUGCAUAAAAGGGUUAAUGUUAUUUCAAUUUCUUGUGAAAAUCGUGGCUCCUUGCCGCUAGGUGGCAGCAGUGUGUAUAUAGACACUCAGUGAAGCGGCGCUGUAACAGCAACAAAGAGAAGGUUACUACAGCAGGCCUACUAAUCGAGCUUUAACACAUCGAUCAAGAGGCUUUAAAGCGUUUUACACCUAAAAUGACAUUUCACUGUGUUAUAUUACGGUUUAUAAUGUUAAAUUGUAAUAGUAAUUUUAAUAUCUGUCUUUAAUUAUUGAGUAAAGGUAGAAAUUUAUUCAACGAAGGUGUCUUUAUCGAUUUGUCACGUCUGGUUUCAUCAGAAACACAUGUACGUACACUCACACACACACACACACACAGGGCUGAGCAUCACCAUUCUCACUGUUAGCGUUCACCUCCAGCGUGUUUUGUGUGCUGUAUAACGUGAUAAAGUUAAUAAUGUUGCGCUGUGUGUUGAACAUUUUGCGAGCAGGAAGUGUUGCUCACGUGAGGAACUCUCCCACGUGUCUCUGUCAGAUCGCUGCGAGGAAGUUCGCUAAUGUCCCAAACACCACCAGAGAAGAAGAAAAAGAAGCAGAUGAGGCCCGGUUCGGGGACUGUUCCAGAACUUUCUCCUCCAGGAUGACUUACCGGAAGUCGUCCGCGGAGCAGCAGGACGCGAAACACACAGACGCGGAAGUGGAACAUGACGAACCGGACAACUUCCGGUCCAGAACCAAGCACCGGAAGAGUAACACGCCGUACUGGUACUUACUGCAGUGCAAAAAGCUGCUCAAGAAAGAUAAAUUAGCCGAGGCGUUGACUCUGUUUGAGGUUGAGAUGCUGAAAGGGGAGCGACUGCAGCCGGAGGAGUAUAACUACACCGUGCUGAUUGGGGGAUGUGGCCGAGCCGGAUACGUCAAAAAAGCCUUUAAACUAUACAAUGAUAUGAAGAAGCGAGGUUUAGAGCCGUCAGCCGCCGCCUACACGGCUCUGUUCAACGCCUGCGCUGAAUCUCCAUGGAAACAGUCGGGGCUGGAGCAGGCGCUGAAGCUGCGUCAGGAACUGCGCAGGAAGAACGUCCCUCUCAAUGCCAUUACCCAUCAUGCACUGCUCAAAACGGUGGCGCGGGCCGGAGACCUGAAGGCUUGUUUUCAAGUGCUGCGGGAGAUGCUACAAAGCGGGCAGGCCGUCACACAAGAGACAUUUCAGUAUUUGCUGAUGUGCUGCGUCGAGGACAAAGAGCAGGGCUUCAGACUGGCAUUGCAGGUUUGGCACCAGAUGCUUAGCGCUGGUAUAAAACCAGACGUCCAGAACUAUAACAUCCUCCUGCGCGCCGCAAGGGAUUGUGGGAUCGGCGAUCCUGCCAUGGCUUCUGCAUUACUCCUGCGGGGUCGGGAGGAGUCCGCGCCGGAGCUCGCAGCUAGGAGAAGAGGUCAGAGGUCGAGGCUGAGAGAGGGGGCGUGUCCCCAGGAGCCGUUAGACGUGGACGCUUUCGAGAGGCGCGUGCUGACCGACACGGCGUCCGCUCUCACACAGCCGACUCUGGACUCGGACUCGCCCCGAACUCAGCUGAUUCCCGCCUCCCCGUCGUCCUGUCUGUCAGCGUCGUUAACGUCAGCGUCGACGCCGCCGUCGGUCCCAAACCUGCUGGACCCGAGCACCUGUCACUCAGACGUGGUCGCCUUGGCAACAGCGAGCACCGCGUCCGAUAGGCUGGCGCUGAUCGGAAACCUCGACGGAUUUCUGAAUAAAAUGUCCAGCGAUGGAUUGAAGCCCACAAUCAAGACUCUCACGCUGUUGGCUGACGUGACGGAGCCCAGCAGCCAAUCAGCACGCAGCCUGAUCGAUGUCGCCAAUCAGGGCGGAGUCAAGCUGGACGUGGGUUUCUUCAAUACGCUGAUCAGGAGAGCUGCGAAAGCCGGAGACGUGGAGGGAGCGAAGGCCGCGAAGGCGCUGAUGCUGGAGAGGAAGUUGCGUGUAAAUGCUCGGACGUUCUGCAGCAUGGCUCUGGCCUGUCGCACGCAGGAAGACGGACUCCAGCUCCUCUCCGACAUGGAGAUGUGCGGCGUGGCGGCGAACGCUCACGUGUUCAGCGCUCUGAUUGGUCAGGCCACGCGGCGUUUGGACUACGCCUGGCUGCAAGAGCUGCUGCACCAAAUGCACCGGCUGCGGGUUUCACCCAACGACGUCAUCAUCAAGCAGCUGGAGUUCGCCGCACAGUAUCCGUCCAACUACGACCAGUACAAGUCGAAGAACACGUAUUUGGAAAAGAUCAACGGUUUUCGUGGUUUCUAUAAGCAGUGGCUGGAGUUUAUGCCCGCACAGGAGACGCCACACCCGUGGGAGAAAUACCGCCAACCCGAGACGGAGAACGAGCAAGAUGGAGUCGAGUCGGCUCGUGGGAGUGAUAAACCGAGUCAGAGUCACUAAAUGUAAAAACAAAACAAAAAAAACUACAAGUAUUUAUGUCUUCACAACAUAUGACUCAACUGCUGAGUGAUAAUUAUAUAGAUUUUCUUGUGUGUGUGUGUGUGAGAGAGAGAGAGAGAGAGAGAGAGAGAAAGACUCUUGCCCUUAUUCCUCAAAGUUGCUUCGAGUCAGAUUUGAUGGUUUAAUUGUAUACCUUUGGAGAAGGCUCUAUACACACUUCAUGUACAAUAAUUUAUCUGAUAUUAAAGUUUUCGAAUUUGCAUCUUCA
Molecule: messenger RNA, 2801 nt
Organism: Pangasianodon hypophthalmus (striped catfish)
Lineage: Eukaryota; Metazoa; Chordata; Actinopteri; Siluriformes; Pangasiidae
Gene: ptcd1
Product: pentatricopeptide repeat domain 1
Exons: 8
Coding region: 560-2533 (657 amino acids)
Biological process (GO): tRNA 3'-end processing
Cellular component (GO): mitochondrial matrix
Molecular function (GO): tRNA binding; protein binding
Source: RefSeq, a predicted model, not a curated record